Molecule: messenger RNA, 1002 nt
Organism: Camponotus floridanus (Florida carpenter ant)
Lineage: Eukaryota; Metazoa; Arthropoda; Insecta; Hymenoptera; Formicidae
Exons: 1
Coding region: 1-1002 (333 amino acids)
Molecular function (GO): protein dimerization activity
Source: RefSeq, a predicted model, not a curated record
AUGUCUGAUACUCGAUGGUCAUCUCGAGCGGAAGCUUGUCGCAGUUUGAUUGAAAACUGGGAUUCCAUAAUUAAAGCUUUAAAUACAAUAAAUUUAAAUACUGCCGAGAAACCGGCUACUCGUAAUGAAGCUGCAGGACUAUUGAAACAAAUGAGUCGAUUUGAAACUAUCUUUAUGGCUGUAUUUUGGAACUCAAUAAUGGAGCGAUUUCAAAUAACUAGCAAAAAAUUGCAAGCUGUUGAUAUUGACAUACAAACAGUUGUGGAACUUUAUAGUUCAUUAACAGGAUACAUUAAAUCACUACGAAAUUUAUUUGAUAUGUUUGAAGAGAAAGCAAAGAAAAAAUCUGAAGUCGAAGAUUAUGAAUUCGACACAAGACGAAAAAGAAAGCGUAAACUUCCAUUUGAUGAGAUAUCGGAAAUUGAAACGGAAAUCUGUGGUAAAGAACAGUUUAGACGAGAUACAUUUUUUGUUAUAAUAGACCGUAUAAGUUCAGAAUUAGAACGUAGAGGUAAUGCAUAUAAAGAUAUUUUUGAAAGAUUUGAAUGGUUAUCUAAAAUUACUUCGAUAUCAACUGCGGAUUUAAUAGAUAACGCUAAAAAAUUACAACAGUACUACCCUUUAGAUUUAGAAGAAUCGUUUGUUGAUGAGUGCCUACAUUUUCGAGCGUAUUUGGAAAGUACCAAUAUACUCGAAAAUGAAAGACAUUCCCUUUUGAGUUAUAGUAAACUUCUUCGAACUCGAAAUAUACAUUCUAUAUAUCCAAAUAUCGAUAUAGCUUGUCGAAUAUUUGUUUGCACGCCGGUUACAAACUGCUCUUCAGAACGGUCAUUUUCCGCGUUAAAAAGAAUUAAAAACUGUUUAAGGGCUAAUUUGGGUGAUAACCAAUUAAAUAAUUUUUCUAUUCUGACAAUUGAAAGUGAUCUAACAAUCUCAACAGAUUUUAAUAAAUUAAUCAGUGACUUUGCAGCAAAGAAGUAUAGAAAGAAACAAAUACAAUAA